Molecule: messenger RNA, 3318 nt
Organism: Dipodomys ordii (Ord's kangaroo rat)
Lineage: Eukaryota; Metazoa; Chordata; Mammalia; Rodentia; Heteromyidae
Gene: Kif18b
Product: kinesin family member 18B
Exons: 16
Coding region: 72-2657 (861 amino acids)
Biological process (GO): microtubule-based movement
Molecular function (GO): ATP binding; microtubule binding; microtubule motor activity
Source: RefSeq, a predicted model, not a curated record
UCACGUCUGUGGCGGAGGAACCCGCAAGCAGGCGGCGACACCAGCGACGGGAACAGACGAAGGGUGUUGCCAUGAUGACAGUGGCGGAGGAUAGCAAGGUGCAGGUGGUGGUGCGGGUGCGGCCCUCCACCCCUCGGGAGCUCGAGAGUCAGCGGCGUCCUGUGAUUCAGGUGGUAGAUGAGCGGGUACUGGUAUUUGACCCUGAGGAGCCUGAUGGAGGAUUUCCUGGUCUGAAAUUGGGUGGCCCCCAUGAUGGUGGUCCCCCUAGAAAGAAGGGCAAAGACCUGACAUUUGUCUUCGACCGAGUCUUUGGUGAGAUGGCUACCCAACAAGACGUGUUCCAACAUACCACCCACAGCAUCCUGGAUAGCUUCCUUCAGGGCUACAACUGCUCAGUGUUUGCCUAUGGAGCCACCGGGGCUGGGAAAACACACACCAUGCUGGGAAAGGAGGGGGAUCCUGGCAUCAUGUACUUGACCACCAUGGAACUGUACAGGCGUCUUGAAGCCCUCAAAGAGGAGAAGCGAUUCGAGGUGCUCAUCAGCUACCUGGAGGUGUACAAUGAGCAGAUCCGUGACCUCCUGGAGCCCAAGGGAUCCCUUGCCAUCCGUGAGGACCCUGACAAAGGCGUAGUGGUGCAAGGACUUUCUUUCCACCAGCCAGCCUCAGCUGAGCAGCUGUUGGAGAUGCUGACCAGGGGCAAUCGCAGCCGUACACAGCACCCUACUGAUGCCAAUGCUACAUCCUCCCGCUCCCAUGCCAUCUUCCAGAUCUUCGUGAAACAGCAGGACCGGGUACCAGGCCUGACUCAAGCCCUUAAGAUGGCUAAGAUGAGCCUGAUCGACUUGGCUGGCUCAGAGCGGGCAUCCACCACCCAUGCCACGGGGCAGCGACUACGGGAAGGUGCCAAUAUCAACCGCUCUCUGCUGGCUCUCAUCAAUGUCCUCAAUGCCCUGGCUGAUGCAAAGGGCCGAAAGUCUCAUGUGCCCUACCGGGACAGCAAACUGACCCGCCUGCUCAAAGACUCCAUCGGGGGCAACUGCCACACAGUAAUGAUUGCUGCCAUCAGCCCCUCCAGCCUGACUUAUGAGGACACUUACAACACCCUCAAAUAUGCUGACCGGGCCAAGGAGAUCAGACUUUCGCUGAAGAGCAACGUGAUCAGCUUGGACUGUCAUAUUAGCCAGUAUGCCACCAUCUGCCAGCAGCUCCAGGCUGAGGUGGCUGCCCUGAGGAAGAAGCUCCAGGUGUAUGAGGCAAACGCUCAGGCCACACAGCAGGACCUCUCACAGUCCCACAAAUUGAGCCCGCCACAACGCUCCUCCUUACUGCCCCAGCCUCCUAACCAGCCCUGCACCUCAGAACUCCACACCGAGUCUGGAGCCUUUCAAGAGGGGAGCCUUGGGACACAGGGCCAGGAACAGAGGAAUGUGGAAGGAAACUCCCCAGAGCAGCAACAGCUCCUACAGAACAAGGACAAAAACCCCAGUGAGAAAGUAUGUCUUGAGGACGUGAGGCCUGGGCCCCAGGUUCCAACCCAGAUGCCAGAGCUAAACCUCAUGCAUCCACUACCAGAGUCCCCUGGUCUGAUCGUGCAUCCGGAGCCAGUUGCAAACCACCUUUCACCACAGAAAUUGGACAUGGAUCAAUCUAAGCAGUUGACCUUACGAGUACUGUGCUUGGCCCAUCGUCAAUACUCCCUGCUCCAGGCAGCCAAUCUCCUGACCCCAGACAUGAUUACAGAGUUUGAGACCCUGCAGCAGCUGGUGCAGGAGGAGAAAACUGAGCCUGGAACUGAGGCCUCCAGCAAUACUGCUUGCCUACCCAGAGAGGCCCCUCUGGCUCAGGAGCGGUGUUUAGAGUCAAAGUCUCCAGAGUACUGUGGCCCUGUGACCCGGACCAUGGCAAAGCAACUGCACACUAUGGGGAUCCCCUCUGGGCCUGACUGCAGCCCAGCCAAGGAAGCCCGACAGCCCGCAGAGAAGAAGAGGAGGAGGAGACUGAGUCCCACAGAGCCAGACUGUCCUCUGGUCCCAAAGCAGACCAAACGCCAGCACCAGUCCUUUCUCCCCUGCCUGAGGAGGGGGUCUCUGCCUAAGGCUCAGCCUUCAUUUGAGCCCAGCACCCCAAAAGGGAAAAGACCCUUUUCUCCCUGCCAUUCCCCUCGCUUCUGCCCAGCUACAGUCAUCAAAAGCAGGGUUCCCCUGGGCCCUUCUGCUAUGCAGAACUGCUCCACCCCUCUGGCCCUACCUGCUCGUGACCUUAACACCACCUUUGAUCUCUCAGAGGAGCCCCUCUCAGCCCUCAGUUGUCAUGAAUUUGGCUGGGAGAAAGUCCCCCAGGAGUUGAACAGGCCGGACCAGCCCUUCAUCCCCAGCGCACCUGUGCUGUUCACCAGGAAGGCCUCCAAGCUGCCAUCUUCCUUCCCUGGCACCACCUCCUGCAAGAAGAAGCGCACCAUGAGUUCCUCAGUCUCCCGGGGCCGAAGUCGCAUUGCUCGCCUCCCCUGUAGCACCUUGAAGACAUCAGCUGGGCCUCUUAAAAUCCCAGAACCACCCUUGAGUCCCCGCUGCCUUGGUGACCAGAGAAUACAGGAGGAACUAAUCAGGGUCAGGGGAGUGCUAUCAACUGGGAGCUGUGUCACCAUGGUGUCCUGACUGCCAGAGGUGUCCUGAUCUGUCAGCCCAUCUAAGCUAGCCACCCCUCCUUGGUCUCUGGAGCCACUGGAGCAAUUAAUGCCAAGAUUCCUUUCCUGUUUUAACACCCCUCCCCAACCAUUCAUACUCUCUGCCCUCUAUUAAUCUCAGUUAUGCUCAGCUUCUCAGUGUGUACAUAUUUGUUUUUGAGUGUUAACAUACAGCUGUUCUAAAGGAUGCUGCCCCAAGGACAUAGGGAGCUCUUGACUGUUUUCUAUGCCUGAUGUCUAACAGUAAACUCUGCCCACUGAUGGCCUCUGCCCAGUAGAGGAGGGUUAAGGACAGGAAGGGGGCUCGCUGGGGAGUCCCCACUUGACUCUUCAGGUUCUGAGAGAGGCGUCUUCAGCCCCUUAUCCCCAGCCUGAGGUAGGAACUUUACUCUGGCCCCUGCUCUGGUGAUGAUGUAGCUCCUUUGCAAAGGAAGCCAACAUUAUUAUCUUGAGCCAUUGUACACAAGACACUCAAAGUAUAAGAUGAUAUAAGAAGAAAGGAAAGUGCAGCCUUAAUGCUACCACCUAGGUAUAGAUGCUAAAUACUGGGACUUAUACAUCCCUCUGAUCCUUGAUUCCUGAACAAACGGGUAUUAUAAACACAUGUAGAUAAGAGGUUUUUUGUUGUUUUU